AUGUCGCGCCAUAACAGUGUGGAUCUAGACUCGCCCGAUCGGCCUUUUGAUAACAUCAUCAAUUUCCGUGAUGUCGGCCGGUCGGUUAAUCAAUUUUGUCGCAAAGAGAUAUUGAAAGAAGGCGUGUUCUUUCGCAGUGCGAGGCUCGAUGAUGCCUCAGAACGAGAUAAACGCCGUUUAGAGGAAGAACUACAUAUCCAUACGGUCAUCGAUCUCCGUUCCCAAACGGAACACCAAAUGGGCACGCGUAAACGUCGAGCUCAAAACGCCAAAUCAGAUCCAUCAGACCAAAUCCCGACAAACCCACACGAACACCUCCUCCAAAUCCCCAGCUCAGAAAGAGCUCUAAUAAGCCUAACGGGCAAAGGCUUCGAACGCGCCUUAUUAUCGAAACUGGACUGGUUUACAUAUCUCAAAAUCAUCGGCCUCGUAACAACAGGCUACCGCAGCGACGCCGUGCGCCUAGUAUGCGGAACUGUAAUGCAACCCCGCGGUCUAACAGGUCUAGCCCAAGACACCUUGGAUUCAAGCAUGAACGAGAUGCGCUCCGUCUUCGAGAUCCUAGCAUGCGAGGAGUCAUAUCCCACAUUAGUGCAUUGCACGCAGGGCAAGGACCGAACAGGUCUGGUCGUGUUACUUAUGUUACUUCUCGUCGGGGGGAUUCCGGUCGACGCGAUUGUGGAUGAUUACAGUCGGUCUGAGCUGGAACUUGUUUCUGAGUUUGAGGAGAGGAUGGAGGAGAUUAGGGCUAUUGGACUGGGGGAGGAUUAUACGCGUUGCCCGCCUGGUUUUGUGGCCGAGACGACUCAAUACCUGGAGAGCAGGUAUGGGGGUGUGAGGGGGUAUUUGGAGCGGGUUGGGGUUGGGUUUGAGAUGCAGGAGAGGAUUAGGAGGAAGUUUUUGGUUUAG
Penicillium robsamsonii is the source of this 909-nucleotide messenger RNA. Its product is annotated as tyrosine-protein phosphatase. Gene Ontology annotation, biological process: dephosphorylation. NCBI's taxonomy places the organism in Eukaryota, Fungi, Ascomycota, Eurotiomycetes, Eurotiales, Aspergillaceae. The transcript has 5 exons. The coding region runs from base 1 to 909 and encodes 302 amino acids. Gene Ontology annotation, molecular function: phosphoprotein phosphatase activity. The record is from RefSeq and is a predicted model, not a curated record.